AUUAAAGGACACAUCGUUGAGAGGCCUUGUAGUUGCAGGGGUUCGUCGUGUACCCUUCCCUAAAGUAUCUGGUGCUUUGGUUGGGAAUAACGAAACGAUGGGAGCUGAAACUGAAUCAUCACAGGAAAAACCCGAACAAGAGAGGCCGAAGCCUACUCUCUCACAGGAACAGUUUCUCUCAUGGAAGCGCCACAAGGACGCUGCAGUAUCAGCCAGAAAAGCCGAAGUAUCCAGUAAGCGUGCAGAAGAUAUUGCUGCAGGAACUGUCCAAAUGAAUGGCCGGGAGCUAUUUUUACAUGAGCCAUGGGUGUUUGAUAAUUCACGAUAUUGAGGUUUCUUACUUUCUUUUCAUUGCUUCAUAAUUCAUAAAAACUCUUUAUGGUCAUGCUUUGAGAUAUUUUAUUUUUGGAUCAAAAUCUUUUCUGUAACAAUAUAUUUUCGAAAUAUGAAGUUUGUACCUUUAGCAAAGGAAAGGAAACAAUGAAAAGAUUGUUUCUAUAUGUUACCAGGGUGGAUCUGUUUCUUAAAAAUUUGUGCAUUAUGAACAGCUGGAACAUAACAAGUUGUUGUGUCCAUCUAGUGAAGAAUUUCUUCUCUGAGAUAAGACAUUUCCAUAUAGGUGGGCAGUUAGAUAUCUUCUCUGAUAUUAACAUUACAAAUUUUUAAUUUCAUUGCUCUUUAAAUAUGCUGGAGAGGUUUUCGCCAGAUUCA
Messenger RNA from Glycine soja, 711 nucleotides. RefSeq names its product zinc finger CCCH domain-containing protein 15 homolog. The coding region runs from base 98 to 331 and encodes 77 amino acids. The record is from RefSeq and is a predicted model, not a curated record. Lineage: Eukaryota; Viridiplantae; Streptophyta; Magnoliopsida; Fabales; Fabaceae. The transcript is spliced from 2 exons.